GGACGUUUCUGCGGUUCCGGCUGUAGUUGGCGCGAACGUGUACAGCAGCCAGAGACAAAGAGCAUCUUGCACUCGUCAAUGUGGAAGCUCCGUUCGUGGUGAUCGGUUAUUUGUAGGUGUAUAAUUAUUACUCACUGACUCGGCAUGGCAGAUAAAGAAGCUGCUUUUGAUGAUGCGGUUGAGGAGCGGGUGAUCAAUGAGGAGUACAAGAUAUGGAAGAAAAACACGCCGUUCCUCUACGACCUGGUGAUGACCCACGCACUCGAGUGGCCGAGUCUCACCGCGCAAUGGCUCCCUGAUGUCACCAGGCCUGAGGGGAAAGACUACAGUGUCCAUCGGCUGGUUCUCGGCACCCACACCUCUGAUGAGCAAAACCACCUGGUCAUUGCCAGCGUUCAGCUGCCAAAUGAUGAUACCCAGUUUGAUGCCUCACAUUACGACAGUGAAAAAGGAGAGUUUGGUGGCUUUGGAUCAGUGAGUGGCAAGAUUGAGAUUGAGAUCAAGAUUAACCAUGAAGGAGAAGUGAACCGGGCCCGCUACAUGCCUCAAAACCCCUGCAUCAUUGCCACCAAGACUCCAACCAGUGAUGUGCUGGUCUUUGAUUACACCAAACACCCAUCCAAACCAGACCCCUCUGGAGAAUGCACUCCUGACCUGCGAUUGAGAGGACAUCAGAAAGAGGGCUAUGGUCUGUCAUGGAACCCCAACUUAAGUGGCUGCCUCCUCAGUGCCUCUGAUGAUCAUACGAUCUGUCUGUGGGAUAUCAGCACAGUACCCAAGGAAGGGAAAAUAGUCGAUGCUAAGACCAUUUUCACUGGUCACACUGCUGUGGUGGAGGAUGUGUCCUGGCACCUUCUGCAUGAAUCGCUCUUUGGAUCAGUAGCAGAUGACCAGAAACUGAUGAUUUGGGAUACACGCUCUAAUAACACAUCCAAGCCCAGUCAUGCAGUAGAUGCACACACUGCAGAGGUCAAUUGCCUCUCAUUCAAUCCUUACAGUGAGUUCAUCCUGGCUACUGGAUCUGCUGACAAGACUGUUGCCUUGUGGGAUCUCAGGAACCUUAAGUUGAAGCUGCAUUCCUUUGAGUCACACAAAGAUGAAAUAUUCCAGGUUCAGUGGUCACCUCAUAACGAGACCAUCCUGGCCUCUAGUGGAACAGACAGACGUCUCAAUGUUUGGGAUCUCAGUAAAAUUGGUGAGGAGCAGUCACCAGAAGAUGCAGAAGAUGGACCUCCUGAAUUACUGUUCAUCCAUGGUGGGCACACAGCAAAGAUCUCAGACUUCUCCUGGAACCCCAAUGAGCCAUGGGUGAUCUGCUCUGUGUCUGAGGACAACAUCAUGCAAGUCUGGCAGAUGGCAGAGAACAUCUACAAUGAUGAGGACCCUGAAGGAGCAGCAGACACAGAGGUCCAGGGAUAAAAAAAAAAACAUUGUAGAACUUUGAGCAUCCACCACGCCUCACUGUCUCACAUGACCAUGCUCACCAGUUUUCUGAAGGGGUGAACUGCAUUGGUUGCAUCUUCAGUCACUCUCAUAAUACUCAAAAUGAAGUUUCUUGAGAGAAAGAGAAGUGAAUUAAAAAUGUUCUCUUUAAUAUGAAAAGUGUAUUUUUCUAAGAGAAAUUGGUUGCUCUUAAUUUUCAAUACGGCUUAUUAAGCUCCCAUCCUUUCUUUUUCUUCUAAUGUUUAUCCCAUAGCCUUUACAUUCUAAGGGCUUGUCUUGGCUAAAAGGAUGUAAAAUUGAACCCAAAUGAUGCUUAUGCCCACAUACCUAAUUACCAUAGUCAAAUUGUGGUGGAUGUCAGUAGGUUACUUAUUUUAGAUUUAUUUUUACAUGGCUGAAAUUUGAGUCAUUCAAGCAAAUGUUAUCAAGGGUCCACAUGGAGACUUGUGUACUCUUCGUUUUGUACUUUUCCUCAACAAUGGUCUGUCAUGUUAUUGUCUUUAAUAUUCUAAAUCAUUUUGUGUUUUUCAGUCUCUUUCUUUAUGUCCACACUGUUGUACAGAACAUUGAGAAUAAACUGUUUUUCAUUGAAA
Tachysurus vachellii is the source of this 2036-nucleotide messenger RNA. RefSeq names its product retinoblastoma binding protein 4 (gene rbbp4). Gene Ontology annotation, cellular component: ESC/E(Z) complex; nucleus; NuRD complex. Gene Ontology annotation, biological process: regulation of gene expression. The record is from RefSeq and is a predicted model, not a curated record. The transcript has 12 exons. Bases 145 to 1419 code for a protein of 424 amino acids. NCBI's taxonomy places the organism in Eukaryota, Metazoa, Chordata, Actinopteri, Siluriformes, Bagridae. Gene Ontology annotation, molecular function: histone binding.